CCCUUAAACAUUGCCUGAGCAAAGAAUCCAUUCUUUCAUGCAAACCCAUUAAUCCUAAGCAGUUAGUCAUGGCUACCAAACAUCAAGAAUUAUCUUUCCUGCUCUCCCUCCUGGUUCUCACCCUCCUCGUCGACAAGUCUCUCGCCGGCGGCAUCACAAUCUAUUGGGGUCAGAAUGGAUAUGAAGGCACCUUAAACGAAACCUGUGCAUCAGGUAACUAUGCCUAUGUAAACUUAGCUUUCCUCUACAAAUUCGGCGGCGGUCAGACCCCGGAGAUCAAUCUCGCCGGCCAUUGCAAUCCAGAUUCAGGUGGUUGCACCAUUGUAAGUAAUCAAAUUACUUAUUGCCAAAGUCUAGGCCUUAAGGUAAUGCUCUCUCUUGGUGGUGGUUCUGGAAACUAUACUCUAACCUCAAACCAAGAUGUCAAGGAUGUAGCAGAGUACCUGUGGAACAACUACCUUGGUGGUCAAUCAUCUUCUAGACCACUUGGUGAAGCUGUUCUUGAUGGUAUAGAUUUCGAUAUCGAGAUGGGAUCGACGGAAUACUGGGAUAAACUAGCUAGGUACCUCUGGAAAUAUAAUAAACAGGGGAGUAAGAAGAAAGUUUACUUAACAGCAGCACCACAAUGCCCUUACCCUGAUAAGUAUCUUGGAACUGCUCUUAAUACUGGUCUUUUUGACUAUGUUUGGGUUCAAUUCUAUAACAAUAAUCCUUGUGAAUACACUUCUGGUAAUGUUACAAAUCUUUUGAGUUCAUGGAACAAAUGGACAUCUACAGUUCCUGCUGGGAAAUUCUUCUUAGGUUUACCUGCUUCUUCUGAUGCAGCUGGUAGUGGAUUCAUUCCUGCAGAUGUGUUAACCUCCCAAGUACUUCCAGUAACUAAAGCUUCCUCUAAGUAUGGUGGUGUAAUGCUCUGGUCUAGAUAUUAUGAUCUUCAAAGUGGAUAUAGUUCCUCUAUUAAGAGCAGUGUAUGAAUUGGGUAUCUAUUUACUUGUGGGUUUCUGUAAUAAUCUAAGUUUGUUUCAGUUU
Molecule: messenger RNA, 1029 nt
Organism: Telopea speciosissima
Lineage: Eukaryota; Viridiplantae; Streptophyta; Magnoliopsida; Proteales; Proteaceae
Product: hevamine-A-like
Exons: 1
Coding region: 69-974 (301 amino acids)
Biological process (GO): carbohydrate metabolic process
Cellular component (GO): extracellular region
Molecular function (GO): chitinase activity
Source: RefSeq, a predicted model, not a curated record